AUGUGUUAUUCCCAGCCGUCAGUGGUCACAUGUGGUGUGAUGUUUUGUGGUGUCUGUCCAGGUGGAGAUACCAUCAAAAGCAUCAACCAGCAGUCUGGAGCCCACGUGGAGCUGCAGAGGAACCCUCCUCACAACACCGACCCCAAUGUCCGCAUCUUCUCCAUCAGAGGCACCCCGCAACAGAUGGAACUAGCACGCCAGCUCAUCGACGACAAGAUCGGAGUAAGUAGUUGUUUGAAAAAGUUCCCCCAAGUCAAGUACCUUUAACACUAGAACUGCCGUAGGCCAAUGGCCACUGAUGUUUGAUUCUGUACCCCAAAAAAAGUGUCAAAAAUGCUACGUCCUGCUCCUUCCCUGACUUUUCCUAAAUGUUUGUAUUUUAUAUUGCUCAGUUGUCAGAAUUCUUUAAUCACAAACAUAAAAGUAAGACCUUAACGGGCCAAGACAAAUGCGCUGUAGGACGUUGGUACUUAGCCAGGCGCUAACGUCUUUCUCUCCUCACUGAAUGCAUGGACGAUAGAAACUGAUAAUUGUGCACAUUACUUCACAGUUGAAUUUAAAUUGGGCUAUAAUGAAAGAUAAAGAGGGUGAAGAGGUGACUUCAUAUAGAACAAUAGUGUGAUGAUGAAGAAUUGUGUCCAUUGUGACUGAAAUCGAGAGCAUGAGAUUGAUUCAUGCGUUACGGCACAGGUACAGGGUCCGAUACAAUCAAUAAAUUACUUGUUUUCAUAUCUUGUCAUGAAAAUAUAUUUUCACAACUAUUUCUUUAUGCUAUUGAUUCUUUACAUUUGUGUUAUGCCUAUUUAUCAGCGUUGGCGCUCAUGUUUAUAGCAAGUAAUUUGACUGCGCGCCUUGCUGGUUGAUAUCAUUCUCUUAAGUUUUUCUUUGUAUAAAGAUGUUGUUACUGGACUGUAUUAUUUACUAUAACUCUAUUACUAAUCAAAUAUGUUGUACGGGAAACAUGCUACAUGUUGCAGUAGGCCUUUAGAAUAAUGCAAAACAUAUCCUUGACUCUAUCCGAGUUGAUGAGCGAACGAUGCCAGACAUCCUGCGCAGCUGUCCCAUUUAAAACUACACCUAAACAAAACCAAAACUAAUUUCACACUUAAUAAGAGAGAGCCUAAAGACAAGAUUAAAUUGACAAUAGUCUGAGUGACAAUAUUAUCAGUUGUCAAAUUGUACAUGAAGAGAUGGGUGCAGCUUGGAAUUGACAGAGGCAGGGAAAGGAGCACCACUUUAUCAAAUCCUCCUCUAGAGUCACAUGCAGGUAAAACUUAUUCUAGAUGGUAUCAGAGAGCAUAUUCUGCAGAUUCUAUGACACUUACCUUUGUCAAAUAACUCUCAAUAUUCAAGAGGUGUAGCUCUAUUUCCAAACAUCACUUUUUCCAAGAAUAACCGCACUGUCCAUGCGUUCAGCACAUGAGCACUCACACGACAGCAUUGCUCAGGCUACUAAGCAAGGACUAGUAACAUAAUCUACUUAAAAUAUGCUGUGGAUUUUUUAAAUACAUUUUCUUAUUUCAACAAUGUUUCUUUAGACCUGCCAAACUAAAUUAUAACGGAUUUCUUUGA
Molecule: messenger RNA, 1572 nt
Organism: Coregonus sp. 'balchen'
Lineage: Eukaryota; Metazoa; Chordata; Actinopteri; Salmoniformes; Salmonidae
Source: the annotation of a GenBank genome assembly